CAGCCUAUUGCUAAUCAAACCGAUCUAGUUUCUUUAUAACUAACAUUGGAGAAGAUCAAAGACCUUUAAGGAUUUAUGUUGAAAGUCUCUAACCGGAAGUCACAAGUAGGCUACUUUAAUGUCUCCAGUGUUGUUGGGAUGAUUAAAAUGUCUAUCGUCGGUUUGGACCAAUUACCACGUGUUUCGAAGACGUGGAUUGCUCUGAGACGACUUGACAAAAAUGAUGACAGAGUGGUGGCUCUUCGAGAAGUGUCUAUUCCUCCAGCCGCUGAGGUCAACAAGGUCAUUCAGAUUAUCACCACUACCUUUGGGCUGAACUCUUCCGAUGUCACAUUCAAGUUAAGGAACAACCGCGGCUGUCUGAUCCCGCUCAACAGCUCGAUCCCUGCCAACAGCAAGCACAUGCCUCUCGUGCUUGAGGUAGCCAAGAUCUAUCAGCAUGUGCGUCCGGAGCCCCGAAGCGUUCCCAUGACUGUAAUCAACAAGAGCAUGAAGACCAGGCUACAGACCAUUGACCGGAGGGUGGGUUUACCAACGGUUCAUUCAGCGGUGAUCAAGUAUUCUGCCAUGAGUCCUUUGAAAAGGCCACUAAGUAGUUUCCUCAGUAUCCUCAUGUGUCUUCAAGUGUCAAUGAGGAGAUUAUCUAAUGCACCAAAACUCAGCCAAUGACAACACAAGAUACAUCUUGUCUGGUGAGAUUCAAAGACUGGAGGAGCUUCUGCCUCAGAUCGAACUCAGACGCAACGAAAAACUAAGCCAG
Gasterosteus aculeatus aculeatus (three-spined stickleback) is the source of this 760-nucleotide messenger RNA. NCBI's taxonomy places the organism in Eukaryota, Metazoa, Chordata, Actinopteri, Perciformes, Gasterosteidae. The record is from RefSeq and is a predicted model, not a curated record.